AUGUUCGAUUUUAGUGGCCACAAGGCGAUUGAUGAGUCCAAAGAGAAGCUUCCGCCAUUAUCGGUUUUGUUGCAUCCAACACAUCAUUCUCGCCAAACUCCCGAAAAUUUAACAGAAAAUAGACUAGAUGCUUGCCAGGAUUCUGCAAAAAUCCAUCAAUCUCCAAAUAAUUCACCUCUUGCCCGAGGACACUACAAUAUUAUGCGUCAAGAAGAUCUCGAACGGCAACAACAUGUUCAACAGUUAUCAGAUUCAUCCACACCUUCGUUUUCGACUUCAAACGAUGAUGGAGUACAUUCUUCACGCGUAUUGUCGGAUGUUCGUUUACCUUCUAUCAAUCAUGUUUAUCCCCCUCAACGAUCGGUGAAUGCCCCUUUGCAUCAUGAAAGGUCUCUUCAAUUGCAACAAAGUCGUUCAGAAACUUUUAGUCAAAAUAAUUUAUCACCUAUAUGGUCAAGACAACAAGCUCCUCAGCAAUCGCCGAGACAAUCUUCCGGUUCUCUACAUGAUUCUAGUCCUAGCGCCAAACCCCCUGUCCGAUUCGUUAAUAAUAUUCAUUCACCAGAAUAUAUUCGUUCUAAUUCUUUUGCAAAAAAUUCUUCUCACUCUUCUGCUUUAAAUUCUCAAAACCUUGAGAAAGUUUUGGCAGAUAUGCAAAAGAUAACUGAACAUUGCUCUCUGAUUAGCCAAUUUGCUGCGCAAUAUGGUGAUUACAGAAUCCAAAUGAAUAAAUUUGGUCAAUUUCCUUCAACUACAUGGACUGCUAACCACGGCAUGUCUCCGGAGGCCCAGAUUCCAGAAAUGAUAAAUAAAACUUAUGAAAUUCUGGGUGUAUUGAAUAAUAUCAAAAGUGAUCUUGGUCAGACUACUUCGAGUGAUCAAGAAACGAUAAAUCUUAUUAGGACAAAGAGAACUACCGUUGGACCUUCAGCAACGCGGACGAAAUAUCGGAAGCGAAGUAAACGCGCGGCACCUCCCGGAAGAUGCCACUCUUGUAAUAUAUCUGAAACUCCCGAGUGGCGUCGAGGCCCUGACGGUGCCAGAACUUUAUGUAAUGCUUGUGGCUUACAUUUUGCAAAAUUGACCCGGAAAAGAGCUCUUACAGCAAUGCAUCAACAGUCUAUACAACCGCCGCCUAAAAUUCACCGCGGUAAUUCGGUCCUCCCAAACACGCCUACAAUGACGCAACCACCUCCGUUAAUUCUCCCACAACCAAAACCGCCAAUGAGUUUGAUGGGAGCGUUGCAACUUGCAGCCCCUCACAACCCAUUGAUUUGA
Messenger RNA from Dentiscutata erythropus, 1278 nucleotides. Lineage: Eukaryota; Fungi; Glomeromycota; Glomeromycetes; Diversisporales; Gigasporaceae. The record is from the annotation of a GenBank genome assembly.